UCAGCACUGCUAAACAAGCUUAGGGAGAAUUCCACUAGCGUUCUUUCACCCCUCACCAUACUCCCUGCCGGCAGGAAAUAUCCAGAAUGACAGAUAUGACCAGGCUUCACCAGGCUGUUGCUAUAGGGGACUACAAUUUGGUGAUGAGGAUGCUAAAGAAGGGGCUUUACAAUCCGAACCACAAGGAUGAAGACUGGAAUGACCGAACUCCACUUCACUGGGCUGCAAUUAAAGGACACAUUGAGAUAACAAAGCUUCUAAUAGCCUAUGGAGCCAGGCCCUGUUUGGUGACUGAUGUGGGUUGGACCCCAGCACAUUUUGCAGCUGAAUCAGGUCGACUAGGAGUGCUCAAAGUUCUCCACAUACUGCAUGCUGCUAUUGAUGCCCCAGAUUUUUUUGGAGAUACUCCAAAGAGGAUUGCACAGAUCUAUGGGCAGGAAGAAUGUAUGGCAUUCCUAGAAGGGGCUGAAGUUGAGUGUCAGGCCUUUCGAUUAACGGCCCAAGAGGAAGGGCUGCCAUUGGAUCAGAAAGAUGAAGAAUGGGAACUCAAGAAACAAGAACUUGAAAAGACUUUCCCCUCUCUAAAUCAAAACAAAAAUAGGAAAAAGAUUAAGAAAUUUCAAGGCCCUCACCAGACUCCAUGUGGUCAGGUUCGUUUACACUGAGACUCUUGUGGCCAGCUUGGCAAGGGAAAUCACACAGUUAAAGCUAGAUAUUCUCAAAUAAUUGAAUCUUAUUCCAGGGGUGUGAAAAAGCCUGUUUUUACAAGGUAAACUUUUCCUAGGGCUCAGUUAAGAGCAAUGACUAUGCUACUUCUUUGUUAGAUUUGCAUACACUUAUAUAGACUGGCAUGUAGAAUUCAUUUCCCAGGGUUGGCCUGUACCAGGCUCCCUAAUAAAUAGAUCCCCCUGAAGGAUUACUUGGUAAACCUAUAACUGGGCUGGGACUGUACCUGUUAUUUAAUUGGCACGAGGAAGCCCCACAUAAGGAAAUUCUAUUCAUUUUGAACUUAAAUGCAAAAAAAAAAAAAAGAACAUGUACAACAUAAA
Molecule: messenger RNA, 1049 nt
Organism: Vombatus ursinus (common wombat)
Lineage: Eukaryota; Metazoa; Chordata; Mammalia; Diprotodontia; Vombatidae
Gene: ANKRD66
Product: ankyrin repeat domain 66
Exons: 4
Coding region: 87-665 (192 amino acids)
Molecular function (GO): protein binding
Source: RefSeq, a predicted model, not a curated record